This is a messenger RNA of Phalacrocorax carbo (great cormorant), 1549 nucleotides long. The record is from RefSeq and is a predicted model, not a curated record. NCBI's taxonomy places the organism in Eukaryota, Metazoa, Chordata, Aves, Suliformes, Phalacrocoracidae.
AUGGAGGAGAACUUGACGUACCUGCUGGACGGAGGGGGCUUUGAGGACAUGUUGGUGGGUGACAUGUCACCAACAUCUAACUCCUCUGCAGCCUAUGAAUACCGUUUCUUCUACCCAGAAUUGGACAUCAGCUGUGAUCUUGAAAAUAUUCCAGCAUUUUCAUCUACCUUUUUACCAGUGCUGUACUCCCUUCUGUUUGUGGCUGGCCUCGUGGGAAAUGUUUUGGUCAUUUGGAUCCUAACAGUCUUCAAGAAGGUCAGGGCCAUGACUGAUGUGUAUCUGCUGAACCUCGCAAUCUCUGACCUCCUCUUUGUUUUCUCCCUCCCCUUCUUGGUUCAGUACUCGAUUGUGAGCCAGUGGACUUUUGGAAAUGCGAUGUGUAAGAUCAUCAGCUCAGCCUACUUCAUUGGUUUCUACAGCAGCACCUUCUUCAUAACCAUCAUGAGUUUCGACAGGUACUUGGCCAUUGUCCGGUCUGUCUACGCUCUACAGGUUCGGACAACUGCCUAUGGGGUUAUCACCAGCCUGGUCCUUUGGGCAAUUGCCAUUUUAGCAUCAACGCCAGACUUAAUUUUUUUCCAGGAAACGAACAACAAUAACUGGACUAAGUGCACCCCUCACUAUCCUGACAGCAACAAUGGCUGGAAAACUUUCAGUAAUUUUGAAGUCAAUGUCCUGGGGUGGCUGAUCCCUGUUAGUGUCCUCAUUUUCUGCUACCACAGCAUCUUGAAAAACCUGCAGAAGUGCCAUACUCAGAACAAGUACAAAGCAAUGAAACUGGUUUUUGUUGUCGUCAUUGUGUUCUUCCUCUUCUGGACCCCCGUCAACAUUGUGAUUUUUCUCGACUCUCUGAGGAACAUGUACAUCAUUGAUGACUGUCAGACAAGCCAAAAGCUAGACCUAGCCAUGGAGGUAGCAGAGGUGCUUUCCUUCAUCCACUGCUGCCUCAACCCAAUCAUCUAUGCCUUUGUGGGUGAGAAAUUCAAGAAGCAUCUCCGCGAAGCUUUCAGAAGAUAUGCACAUUUUCUGUUGAUCUGCAAAGACUACCGUAUUUUUAAUGGGCACAGCCUGGACAGGCAUUCCUCGCUGCAUGCGACAUCCUCACAGUCGUCUUUUGUUGGCAGUGUCUUGUAGAGAUACAGGUCAAAAACUUUCAUCCUGGAAAGGUGACCUGAAGUUGAGAAAUCCUCCCAGCAGGGCAUCCUUUUAGGACAGGAAAAGUGGAAGAAGCUGCUUGAGUUUACUUUUAUCAUGGUUGCCUAUGGGGUUCUUACUUUUUAGCGUCUUUUUUUAGUAUCUUCCUCCCUUUCCUAUGACACAUACUGCCUUGCCUGCUUUGUGAAAGGGAGGCUGAAAUUACCAGCAAACUCCCACACUGCCUGAGCAGCAUGGAGAGGUGCCUUAGAAACAUUUCUUUCCCCACCUCAGAUUCUGUACUGAAAGGAACUAUUUAUAUUUCUGAACUCAGGACACUUGGCCACUCCUCCCCGUAUCUCAGCAGAGUGUAUUGGCUUUGCAGGCAUGGAUGAGGCUCACAGCAGGAAUGGGA